AUGUCUAACGCCGAUGCUGAACUCAGCCGCCUUUUUGCUGGCACUAUCAAUACUCUGCAAACAACCCGAGAACGCAGCUCCCAGUGCAGUGCAAGAAAUGGCCCCCCAGUCUUUGGCAAAUUUGCCAACGUAAUCCAGGACUUCUUCACAAAAUGCUCCCGAUAUCAUGGUCAGGCUAUGAUAGGUCGGAACCUCUCUCAAGAGGUGAUUCCCACCAUGAAGAUCUGCGAGAGCAAUGCUGCACGCCUAAAUGAGACCCUCCGAACCGCCAUCAGUUGUUCCAACGCAGAGGGACAAUACCGGACAGCUGCGAAUCAGAUGAUAGAUAUCCUCAACCAUGCAAUUCAAAUCGCGCACAAUACGCAUUUCACGCGCGCUGUGGGCUCGCAAGUGCACGAGUUACGUCAAGUGCUAGGGGAAAUGAAGAAUACAGCCACAUCGUUCGAUUCUCGGUCAACAAAUGCCAUUACCAACUCUGGAACUGGUGCUGUGAAUUUUAACAGUGGGACUGGAUCUCAGUUUAACAAUAACGGCGGUGGUGCACAAUUCAAUGGUAGCAUUGACGGGUUUACAUUCUCGCCAUGA
Molecule: messenger RNA, 585 nt
Organism: Penicillium paradoxum
Lineage: Eukaryota; Fungi; Ascomycota; Eurotiomycetes; Eurotiales; Aspergillaceae
Exons: 1
Coding region: 1-585 (194 amino acids)
Source: RefSeq, a predicted model, not a curated record